Molecule: messenger RNA, 1785 nt
Organism: Cucurbita moschata (crookneck pumpkin)
Lineage: Eukaryota; Viridiplantae; Streptophyta; Magnoliopsida; Cucurbitales; Cucurbitaceae
Product: heterogeneous nuclear ribonucleoprotein Q-like
Exons: 9
Coding region: 155-1603 (482 amino acids)
Cellular component (GO): nucleus
Molecular function (GO): mRNA binding
Source: RefSeq, a predicted model, not a curated record
CUGAUUCUCCAUUUUCUCCGAGGCGGAAAUAGGAACCAGCCCAGAUACACAAAGCAGGACUCGCUCACGACCACCUCAAUUCUCCACUUCACUGGUGAUUUUGUGCUUAUCAAGUUUAUUUGUUGAAUGACAAUAUCUGUGACAUAAAGCAGUCAUGGCUGAUGGUUCAGAAGUCGAGGAGCGGGUGGAUCUUGAAGAGGACAAUUACAUGGAAGAGAUAGAUGAUGAUGUGGAAGAACAUGUUGAUGAGGAUGGAGUAGAUAGGAGAGACGGUGAACAUCCCGAAUAUGAUGUUGAAGAAGUAGGUGAAGAGCCUCGAAUUGGCACGAACCAAGAAGAUAAAUUUUCUGGAGAUGGUAGAAAUAACGCAUCCAUAGAGUCUAUAGAAAAGAUAGAGAAGUCUACUUCUUUAUUAGAUGAAGAUGAUCUAGAGAAGCAUGCUCAGCUUCUUGCUCUUCCUCCUCAUGGAUCUGAAAUUUUUAUUGGUGGACUUUCACGUGAUGUUUCAGAAGAUGACUUGAGAGAUUUGUGUGAAUCACUAGGAGAAAUAUUUGAGAUAAGGAUAAUAAAGGACAGAGAUUCUGGUGAAAGCAAAGGUUAUGCUUUUAUAUUGUUUAAAACAAAAGAGGCGGCACAAAAAGCUAUAGAGGAUUUACAUGGUAAAGAAGUCAAGGGUAAAACGAUAAGGUGUUCUCUGUCUGAUUCUAAGCACAGACUAUUUAUUGGUAAUAUCCCAAAAAGUUGGACAGAGGAUGAGUUUAGGAGACUUAUAGAAGGAGUUGGCCCUGGAGUUGAAAACAUUGAGCUUAUCAAGGAUCCUCAGAACCCAAGCCGAAAUCGUGGAUUUGCAUUUGUUCUGUAUUAUAACAAUGCAUGUGCUGAUUAUUCAAGGCAGAAAAUGUCGAAUGUGAAUUUUAAGCUGGACGGAAAUUCCCCAACUGUUAGUUGGGCUGAUCCAAAAAGUAUGCCUGAUAACUCUGCCGUUGCUCAGGUGAAGGCUCUCUAUGUGAAAAACAUACCUGAGAAUACUACUACCGAGCAAUUGAAAGAACUGUUUCAGCAGCAUGGGGAAGUGACAAAAGUGAAUAUGCCACCUGGCAAAGCUGGGAGUAGCAAACGGGAUUUUGCAUUCAUCCAUUAUGCUGAGAGGUCAAGUGCAUUGAAGGCUGUUAAAGAGACAGAGAAAUAUGAAAUUGAAGGCCAACUGUUGGAGGUUGUCCUUGCUAAGCCUCAAAGUGAUAAAAAAUCAGAUGGGGCCUAUUCCCACAUAUCUGGAGGUAAUCCCAACCAUAUUCUUCACGGUGGAUACGGUGGUUAUGGCGGAAACCCAUAUGGUUCCUUGGGUGGGUAUGGUGUUACUGCUGGCUUCCAUCAGCCAGUGAUUUAUGGUAGGGGGCCAAUGCCAGCGGGAAUGCAGAUGGUACCGAUGGUUUUACCAGAUGGUCGAAUUGGUUAUGUCCUUCAGCAACCCGGAGUACCAAUGCCACCGUCUCGACCUCGAAGAAGUGAGAGGAGCAAUGGCUCAGGUGGACCGGCAGGUCGUUCGGGAGGUAGCAGUAGUGGUGAUGAAACCAACCGUGGCAGAAGGUAUCGACCCUAUUAGUGAUUUAGCCUAAUGGUCACAGGAAAUAACAAAUUGAAGGCAAUUCUUAUUAUUAGCUUUCGGAAAAUUAUGUGUACCAAAGCAAUUGCUCUCUCACCCAUUCUUCUUGGUCUUCUUUUCAACUUGAUACUGUAUAUUCAACUCAACUCAUUAAAUAACAAGGGUUCUGGUUUGUUAAGCAA